ACUUGUUGCUGGUCGCAACAGCUGCUUCGCCAGAAACCAGAAGGCGAAAAAGAAGUUAGCGAUGUGACAUGUACGUCAACUAACGUGUAUUAGGUUUAAAAGUUGUGUUUGUGCGUGUGUGUCCGCCGCUUGUCUAUGGUGUUUCUUGUAAACUGUGCUGCAGUCUUUUAAAAGGAGCACCAUGGCAAUGUGGAUCCAGGCCCAGCAACUGCAGGGUGAGGCAUUGCACCAGAUGCAGGCAUUGUACGGCCAGCACUUUCCCAUUGAGGUGCGACACUACCUGGCCCAGUGGAUUGAGAGCCAGCUCUGGGAUUCAGUGGAAUUGGACAAUCCAGCUGAGGAGACCAAAGCUAAGCGUCUGUUGGACAACCUGGUGGCAGAGCUGCAAAGGAAAGCCCAGAUUCAGGGAGGAGAGGAUGGCUUUCUACUUAAGAUCAAGCUGGGUCACCACGCCAACCAGCUGAAGAGCACUUACGACCGCUGUCCUUUCGAGCUGGUGCGCUGCAUAAAACACAUCCUGCAGUCAGAGCAGAGGCUCGUUCAAGAAGCUACAAAUGCCAGCUGUGGGAGUGGGGGUCAGGCCAUGGACAGUCUGUCACAGCGCCACCAGCAGAUCAACCAGGCUUUUGAGGAGCUUCGUCUGGCCACACAGGAAACUGAGAAUGAAUUGAGAAAGCUACAGCACAGUCAAGAGUACUUCAUCAUCCAGUACCAGGAAAACCUGCGCAUCCAGGCUCAAUUGAGCAGCCUGUCGUCACUACCUCCAGCUGAGCGCUCCCAGCGGGAGACCACCCUACAGAGCAAAAGAGCCACUGUGGAUGCAUGGCUCACCAGAGAGGCCAGCACAUUACAGAAAUACAGGCUUGACCUGUCAGAACAACACCAGAAGACCCUGGCCCUGCUGAGGAAGCAGCAGACUCUGAUCCUCGAUGAGGAGCUCAUCCAGUGGAAGAGGAGGCAGCAGGUGGCUGGCAACGGGGGUCCUCAUGAGGGGGGACUGGAUGUCCUCCAGUCGUGGUGUGAGAAGCUGGCGGACCUCAUCUGGCAGAACAGACAGCAGAUCCGGCGCUGCGAACAUCUAACCCAGCAGCUCCCUCUGCCAGGCCCCAUGGAGGAGCUCCUGAGCAAACUCAAUGCUGACAUCACUGAUAUAAUCUCUGCCUUGGUUACUAGUACCUUCAUCAUUGAAAAACAGCCACCCCAGGUGUUAAAGACCCAGACCAAGUUUGCAGCCACAGUACGUCUUUUGGUGGGUGGGAAGCUCAACGUCCACAUGAAUCCCCCUCAGGUCAAGGCUGUGAUUGUUAGUGAGCAGCAAGCCAAAGCCCUGCUGAAGAAUGAGAGCACGCACAGUGAAAGCAGUGGAGAAAUCCUCAACAACAACUGUGUAAUGGAGUAUCAUCAGGCCACUGGCACCCUCAGUGCACACUUCAGAAACAUGUCAUUGAAGCGGAUCAAGCGUUCAGACCGUCGAGGUGCAGAGUCAGUGACGGAGGAGAAGUUCACAGUUCUGUUUGAAUCACAGUUCAGCGUAGGGGGCAACGAGCUGGUCUUCCAUGUCAAAACCUUAUCGCUGCCUGUGGUAGUGAUUGUCCAUGGCAGUCAGGAUAACAACGCCACGGCAACAGUCUUGUGGGACAACGCGUUUGCUGAGCCGGGCAGAGUGCCCUUUAUUGUGCCAGACAAGGUGCUGUGGCCCCAGCUGUGUGAGGCCCUUGAUAUGAAGUACAAGGCAGAGAUGCACAGCAGCCGUGGCCUGUCAGAGGAUAACCUGGUCUUCCUGGCACAGAAGGCUUUUACAAGCAGCAGCAACAACCCUGAGGACUACCGCAGCAUGACCAUAUCCUGGGCCCAGUUCAACCGGGAGAGCUUACCUGGACGCAGCUUCACCUUCUGGCAGUGGUUUGAUGGCGUUGUAGAGCUCAUGAAGAAACAUCUAAAGCCUCACUGGAAUGAUGGGGCAAUUUUGGGCUUUGUAAACAAGCAGCAGGCACAGGAUAUGCUGCUAUCCAAACCCAACGGCACCUUCCUGCUGCGGUUCAGUGACUCAGAGAUCGGAGGCAUCACCAUUGCCUGGGUGGCUGAGAACCCCAACAAACCAGGUGAGAGGCUGGUCUGGAAUCUGUUACCUUAUACAACUAAGGACUUCUCCAUUCGCUCCCUGGCUGACCGCAUCAGUGACCUGAACCACCUUCUGUUUCUCUACCCUGACCGUCCCAAAGACGAAGUCUUUGCCAAGUACUACACCCCUCCACUCUCAAAAGCAGUAGAUGGAUAUGUGAAACCACAGAUCAAACAAGUUGUGCCAGAAUUCACCACCCAGAACCCUGAAUCCAGUGGAGGAACUCCCUCUUUCAUGGAUCAGACAGCCUCUCCCUCCGUGAGCCACCCCAACAACUUUGGUGUCUACCCUUCCAUGAGUGACACCAUGUUAGAUGCAGAUGGAGACUUUGACCUGGAUGACACCAUGGAUGUGGCUCGUCAUGUGGAGGAGUUGCUCCGCAGGCCCAUGGCCAACCAGUGGAGCAGUCAGCAGUCCUGAACCUAAAACCUGAACCUGCUGUACAUAUUCAGGUCUUCUCCCUCUUAUCUAACAGAAGCACCUGUACCUUUUAAUUUUUACUAGACUGAAACCACAGGAAGAAGUCUCUUUUACUUAUCAGUCACAAUGGAAGACACAUCACAAUCCACUGUUCAUCUCACAUGGGAGUUUUGGAAGAUGAGUAAUAUUGUCUGUAGAGAAAGUAAGCUCACGAUCAAAAGUCAGUAGCGUAUGGCAGAGCCUGUGGUUAAUGUCCUCUGUCGCUUACCAUAUUUUCUUGUGUGGAACUGAUUUGACAAAAUGGGAUUUUUUUAUACAAAAUGAGACAUGCACUUAUUUUUUAUGUAAGCUUCAUUCAUGUGUGCCUAGUGGGCUUUCAUUUAGCACUGGGGAAACUUUUGCUUUAACAUUCACAGUAUACAAGCUAGCUUCACUUAAAAUUCUUCUAAACUUUUUCUGUUCCAUCUACACAGUUAACAUUAAUCCUAAAUGUUACCAAAUGCUGACAAAGUGAUUCUGCUCUAUCAAAGGCAAUACUGGUCAAUAAAUGUUAGUAUCUUGUAAAUCCAAAAAAA
This is a messenger RNA of Scatophagus argus, 3117 nucleotides long. RefSeq names its product signal transducer and activator of transcription 5B-like. Gene Ontology annotation, molecular function: RNA polymerase II cis-regulatory region sequence-specific DNA binding; DNA-binding transcription factor activity, RNA polymerase II-specific. The transcript has 19 exons. NCBI's taxonomy places the organism in Eukaryota, Metazoa, Chordata, Actinopteri, Scatophagidae. The record is from RefSeq and is a predicted model, not a curated record. Gene Ontology annotation, biological process: cell surface receptor signaling pathway via JAK-STAT; defense response; growth hormone receptor signaling pathway via JAK-STAT. The coding region runs from base 182 to 2542 and encodes 786 amino acids.